Messenger RNA from Melanotaenia boesemani (Boeseman's rainbowfish), 5843 nucleotides. RefSeq names its product tromal interaction molecule 2a (gene stim2a). Gene Ontology annotation, biological process: intracellular calcium ion homeostasis; store-operated calcium entry; activation of store-operated calcium channel activity. The record is from RefSeq and is a predicted model, not a curated record. Lineage: Eukaryota; Metazoa; Chordata; Actinopteri; Atheriniformes; Melanotaeniidae. The transcript is spliced from 12 exons. Gene Ontology annotation, cellular component: plasma membrane; endoplasmic reticulum. The coding region runs from base 464 to 3607 and encodes 1047 amino acids. Gene Ontology annotation, molecular function: calcium channel regulator activity; protein binding; calcium ion binding.
CGCGAGGUACAAAGAGCAUCACAUGAUGUCCUCAUCCCAUGUAAACAUCAUGUGUGUUCAUGUGUUUUUGUUAUAACCCUGGAUUUUGUGUAGCCUGUAUGUGACGGAUCAGUCUCAGGAUUAUUUAUUCUAGUUUUAUAGUGUGGAUUUAUCAUAGAAGAAUCUUAACGGAAUUACCCAUCUUUGGAGAACUUUUACGCACAGCGUUGCUCUGUCUACUCUGUAACAACUUUAGAUUAUGCAAGUUUUUUCAUGCGCUUGGAAACGGAUCAUCCUGCUUGCCUGGUUGCUCAAGUGAGCAUCAGUAUCACAUCUCUUUUCUGACUGCACCCGUAAUAGAAACACAGAUCGCUUUCGCAGAUUGACACUGCGCCACUGUAACGCGUCUUGGUCCAGUAUCUGAUAUUUCUCCAUCGGUUUUAAGCAUUUUCAAAAAUUUUGGACAUCACUGGACACGUCUGAAAUGCUUCCUCUAUCCCCACUAUUCCUCGUUGUCCCGGCUGUGCUCAUUGUGGCCGUGCAGGGUGUCGGGGACCUCCAGGGCUUCGCCUCCCCCGGAGGCAGCGCCGGGCUCGACCCGCCAGACCCGUGUAUGGUUAUAUCUCCACCAUGCAUGAGCGAAGCUGAUCGCUUCAGCCUGGAGGCGCUGCGGAGCAUCCAUCAGAUGAUGGAUGAUGACCAAGAUGGCGGCAUUGAGGUGGAGGAGAGCAUGGAGUUCAUCAUUGAAGACAUGAAGCAGCAGCAGACCCACAAACACAGCAAACUGCACAGAGAAGACCAGCACAUCACAGUGGAGGAGCUCUGGAGAGGCUGGAAGUCGUCUGAAGUACAUAAUUGGACCCAGGAUGAGGUGCUGCGCUGGCUGAAGGAGUUUGUUGAGUUGCCUCAGUAUGAGAGGAAUUUCAAAGACUUUAGGGUGAAUGGAAACACACUUCCCAGGAUUGCAGCAAAUGAGCCUUCAUUCCUGAGUGGCCAGCUGAAGGUUCAGGACCAGAGAGACAAACAGAAACUCAACAUCAAAGCUCUGGAUGUGGUUCUGUUUGGACCACCUACACGCCCCCCUCAUAACUACAUGAAGGACCUGCUGCUCAUUGUGUCAGUGGUGAUGGGAGUCGGUGGCUGCUGGUUUGCUCAGGCCCAGAACAAAGCCAGCAAAGUUCAUGUCGCCAAGAUGAUGAAAGAUUUAGAAAGUCUGCAGAGGGCUGAACAGAGCCUCAUAGACCUACAGGAACAGCUGGAGCAAGCCCAGGAAGAAAAGCGUAAUGUAGCAGAGGAAAAACACAACCUGGAAGAGAAGAUGAGAGAUGAGAUUAUGGGGGCGCAGGAGGAGGCUCAUCGGCUGCAUGAGCUGAGGCAGGGAGCAGUCAGUGAGCUCAGCCGUCUGCGAUACGCAGAGGAGGAGCUGGAACAGGUUCGUGGAGCACUGAAACAGGCAGAGAAGGACAUGAGGGCCAGUUGGACCGCCUCAGAGGCCCUUCAGCUGUGGCUCCAGCUGACACAUGAAGUUGAAGUUCAGUACUACAAUGUUAAAAAGCAUAGUGCAGAACUGCAGCUUGCAAUUGCCAAGGAAGAGGCAGAGAGGAUCAAGAAGAAGAGGAGUUCUGUGCUGGGAACACUUCAUAUGGCCCACAGCUCAUCUCUAGACCAAGUUGACCACAAGAUUCUGGAAGCCAAGAAUGCAUUGUCUGAAGUCACAGCCUGCCUCAGAGAGCGGCUUCAUCGCUGGCAGCAGAUUGAGCUCCUCUGUGGUUUCUCAGUCAUCAGGAAUCCCGGCCUAGCUCACCUCACUGCUCAGCUCUACAAAGAUUCAACAGCUCUGGGUCUGCCCCGAGUGCCGCAGUCAUCUUGUUCGUGUCACAGCUCUGCCCAUGGAUCCAUCGAAGACCUUAUAGAUGAACCUGCUGCUCCGAUCUUACCACAGAUGCCAGUUCCACCACUGAAGCGCUCUCCACGACUACGAGGAUCCACCAUAUGUAGGGCCCGUCGUCCUGGUGUCAUUGCUCAGCCAGCGACUGCCUUGAUUUCGCCGGACCCUGACCUACUGAUCCCCAUCCGAACCCCUUACUCUUGCUAUGAUGAGGGAGAGGAGCGCUUCCUGAAAACUCUUAAAAAACAAGAUUCCAUAGAGAAAUUCUUUGAUGCAGACUAUAUAGCAUCCCCUCCACUCAGCAAAAUCUUUCCUACUUCCACCAUUGAUGCAUCCUCUCGAAAGUUCUAUCAUGAUGAAGCCGAGCUGCUUGCAGACAGGUCAAAGCCUUUUGGUGAAGAAGUAGAAGCUCCGGUUCGCAAAGUUUCUGUGGAAGAGCAUGAAGCUUCUGUAGACAUGGAUGUUUCCAGUAGGAAGAUGGCAAAAGACAAAACCACGGAUCCCUCUUUGGAAACCUUACCAAUGAAGGUCUCUGCAGAUGAGUCUAUCUCAACUGCUGCAUCAAGGAAGAUCUCCCGAGACAGAAGUGAAGUUCCCAUGGAAGCUCCACUUAGAAAAAGGAUCUCAAAUGAGUUAGAAUUUGAGUUUUCAACCAGGAAAGUAGAAAAAGAUACAGCAGGAGACUUAAUGGACAUUUCCUCAAGGAACAUCUACAGAGAUAAAUGUGAUUUACCACUGGAUGUGAGAAAGAUUCUUUUAGAAGCAUCAACAGAUGCACCACGGAUGUUAUCAAGAGACAUGAUGGGAGCUUCAAUGGAGAGUGCUACAAAAAAAUUAGCUAGAGAUAAUGCUGAACGUUUGAGUGAAUGCAGAAGAAUUACAAGAGAGUCAAUGGGAAUGUCCCACGAUACAGGAUCUAGGAAUCUUGCAUGGAAUACAGGAGAACAUCACCUUGAUUCCUCCAAGAGGGUAUUAGCAAAGGACAAAAUAGCUGAGGUUCCUAGACCACUAAUAAGAAAGAUGUCUAGAGAAGAACAGGGCUACUGUACAGAUGCUGCCUCUAUGAAGAGGGUACACAGAGACACAUAUGAAGCAUUUAUAGAUAUCUCAUCUUCUACAGAUAAGCAAGAGUUUGGUUUGGAGCCAUUAAAAACUAGAGAAAUACUGCGAAAUGAACUUGAUGUGUCUGCUGCUUCUCUUAGGAGGAGAAUACCAAAAAUGCCAAGAGAGGACGACAUGGGUUCAACAGACACUUCCACUGGAAACAUGUCCUGGGAUAGAGCUGAUGUCCCAAUAGAAAUAACUAAACAAAUCAUUUUUAGGGAAGAGCUGGGAGCAUCGGAGGCACAUUCUUUGCCCGGCCGAAUUGGACAGCCAGACCUUAUGUUAACUUCCAAAGUGCCAUGGAAGUCCUCUACAGACCUUUAUGCCAUUGGCCCAUUGAGCCAGCUUGUGUAUGAUGGAAUACUUGAAAAGUCAUACAAAUCAAUGACUUCAACACCAACCACCCUCUCUGCCUCCACGCCUAACUUGCCUCGGAGCAAGGUUCUAGCCGAGGUGGAGUCCCCACUGCCACCACCAAAGGCUGUCUUCCCAUCUCUUGCAUCACCCCCUGAAAGUGCAGAUGACAAGAACAGAGAAAAGGAGAAAAGCAAGAAAACCUUAAAGCUUAAAAAUCUAUUUAAAAAGAAAAACGAGUCAACGCCAGAGAAGCUUCAAAGUGGUCUUCAGAAACUCUGACUAUCAGCUGAGAGUGUUAUUUAUGACUUUUAUUGAGUCAGGAAUCGAAGCUUCAGAACCUCUUUAGCUUUUUGUUCAAGUGAUGUCAUGAGAGGCAAGGUAGGUUUCUGUGUAUGCGUGGAUGUAGAGUUGUCAUUACUCUUGCUGCCUCUUGACCAAUAGAAAAUAAGCUUGGUCCUUGUUCACACAUCAUUUCUGCUUGGGAACCACAGAACCAGCUGCCAAAUAGCCAAACCAACAGAUUUAGACAGCAGCACCAGUUUCACUCUGUAGUACAGUAAGUUGUUAGUUUUCAGAGAUUUAGUUCACACUUAAAUUCAGCUGGUAUCUGGUUUUGAGAACACUUUGAGAGUUUUGAGUUUUUAGGUUUCAAACCUUAUAGUUCUUUCAUAAUUGAGAAUCUAUUGGUUUUGAUUCAGUGCUCCUGCUGAGAAAGUACUGUAUGUGUGAUAACAAUAAUGCUGCUUUGUAAUGCAGCAAGCAGUGACUAGCAUCAUGGCAUUAGCUAAUGAAAUAGCAGAAUGUUUUACGUAAGACAAUCUUAGUUAAAAGCAAAAGACAAAGAAAUAACACUCAAUUUGAAUACAUAUACUAAGGCAGUUGUAAGUUUUAUGGCUUUUAGAUAGCUCAUUUUAUAUUCAAAGUUGGUUUUACAAUGUUAAAAAGUCUUAUAGACACAUAGUUGACACCAUAUUGUUUAAAAAGUAAAGAUUGUAAAGCUUUACCUAUGGCUAAAAGAUUAAAGGAUGUUUUAAAAGAUGGUGGCUUUCUGUAUAACAGAGACAGUGCUUGAAUUCACUAUAAACCUCAACUUAAUAUAUUUAGCAGAGUGCACAUUGAUUGUGCUCAGAAGUUUAGGAAUUUUCUAUCGUCAGUCUGAUCCUGGUCUAGGUUUGAUGGAAUUUAGUAUGCAGUUGUACAGUGUCCCACUAGCAUCUUGUUGAUCUAAAAAUUCUCCUAACAUGUUAAAUAUUGACAUCAGUGCUUAUCUCACAAGGUUAAACUGAGAAAACAUCUAUUUCUAUUAUUAUGUAGCGUCAUUAGCACCAUUAGCCCAGCAGCGUUAAGCAGGUUUGGCAAAAGUUUUUUAUUUCUUUUUUUUUUUUUUUUUAAUGAUCGUUAUUGAUUCAUUUAUUUACAUUUGUGUUUUUUUUUUUUUUGGUUGGACUAUUUAUUGUACUGUAACUCAGGCUUAAUUUUAAAAUACAGAAAUGUCCUAGAAUGUGUUGGACACCACAGUAGGUGCACUAAGAAAACAGAUCCUGUUCCAAAAACAAUUAUUUUACUUUUUAAAAAAGACAACAUUUUAAUAAUUUAAAUAAAAUUUUGUUUUAUAGAAAAUUAUUUGUUUAUUUAAAGAAAGUGUUUCUUUUUUAGCAGGAAUCUUUUAAAAGUCUUACAUGAAAGUUUGUCUUUAGAAUAAUUUGUAAUUUAAACAAUGUUCGAUCAGUGUCAUCGCUUUCAAGGUUCAAUAAUAAAAGAUUAAAAAAGUAAAAACUGGGGAGGCUGGAAAAGCAUGAAAAGUUAUCACAUAAGUUAGAUUAUAUAGAACACAAUGUCUAUUAUUAUUAUUAUUAUUAUUAUUGUUAUUAUUUGAUUUGAUAUUGACUGGUCCUGUGAAUUUGCUCAUAAGAAACAAUGCUUUAUUAAAAUGAAGUUUGAUUGGGCAGAUAAGCAUAAACAGCUUGAAAAUGUAGACAUAAUUUCUUUUUUUCAUAUAAUUUAGAAAUGAAGCUUCAAUUAUUUUGUAUUUAUUUAGUGAUUUUAUUGUUCCUCUAGGUUCCUUUUUUUGUCAAGUGUAAAUGUUUAACUGUUAUUCAUGGUCUUAGAAAAAGAGCAACUGAUGAAUUUGCUAUAUAAAAAUGUAAUUUCAUAUGUUAUUUGUUGAUUUGCUUGCAGCUACUGACUCAGAAAACAUAAAAUGCUCUAUAAUUAAAAGGUAAACAGAGCCAGAUGUCAUGGUUUGUGGUAUUUUGAGUUAGUUUUUUUUAAACUCUUUAUUGAUUUAUUUGAUUUUCUUUGCAACUUCAUGUUUUAUUCUGUAGUUGUUUGCUCCUUUGUUUUUUUUUUGUCUUAUUUCCUGUUUAGAUCCUCAUCAUUUCCCUUUUGUUAUUCCUCAGCUUCCCUUGUAUUCUUUGCCUUAAUUCGCCCAUUUCUGAGUUUUGGGUUCUUGUCUUUUGUUACUUAUUUAUUCCGCCUAUGCAGCACAAUUAGUUGUUUUCUUUAAUAAACCAUC